Molecule: messenger RNA, 3103 nt
Organism: Amoebophrya sp. A25
Lineage: Eukaryota; Dinophyceae; Syndiniales; Amoebophryaceae
Source: the annotation of a GenBank genome assembly
CCUCGUGAAAAGAAUUUAGGCUUGAGAUUUCUAUUUUCGAGGAGCCAAUGCGAAUGCCAACGAGCUUGAGCUCGACGUUCCGUUCGUGAGGACCGUCGCUACUCAGUGAUACGCGUUACUCUGACCGGGACAGAAACAUGAAUUCAAAGAAUCAAUGGCAAUAUGUUCUAUCUCCGAGAUAAAGGCAGGACUUGACUCAGUAACAUGGUGAAAAGGAAAGCGUGGUCAUGAACUACAGCGAAACAAGUUAUGGUGCCGCUGCAGCGGUACGACCUGGUGCUAAUGCCCAGAAUCUAGGACGUCCUCAAGAGAAUAUAAUGAUGCCGUCCUUGCCUUCAACAGUUGGGACCACUAAGGACGAUUUGGGCAACAAUAAUGUUGGCCGCAAACAAGCUUUCGCGGAAGAGCAGCCCCUUGCUGCUGUGCGAGCGGGAACGGAGAGUAAGGACACAUCCUUGGCGGGAGCUCGCUUUGAUGGAUCAACCUCUGGCUCGCAGGAACCAGUGACUCCUCACUCUUUUCCGACAGAUUAUCUGAUUCUUACUAUGGAAUUUUGCCGCGCACACGUGCUGCAUUUUUAUCUCAGUAUUGUCUUUGGCAUCCUCAUUGCCUGUGCGGUCAUUGGGAUUCAGCCGCUGCUCGCAGCCCUCCUGGAUUUUGCGAACGACCACUAUGGUUCAACGUCAUCGACAGCGGAAAUUUGGCAGAAACGUCUUUUCGUGUUUGUCGGCGUCGCUACGAGCCUCUUUCUCGGGCUACCGGUGGUUCCAUUGCUUUUAUGAGUACUUCAUGCCUAUUCCUAACGUCGCUAAGAAGGGAACACACUGGGGGGCCGACGGUCUCUUACUUCUUAUACCUUUUAGGUAUUUAUUUCGGAGAAGGUUGUAGAAUAUCAUCUACUAGCAGAAGAAAAUGUAGAUGAGUCUAGAUGAUUCACCUGACCACUAGAUGAGAGUAAAUUGAAUUGAGGUAUUCAGUCUACAGGACUAACUCUACCAAGAGCUACAUCCGCGCACUUCAACGACGAAAUGACCCAAGAGAGAGAAUCAACAAGACCUCCAUUUUCAUAUUCGAUGUUCACCGGUUUUUUCUUGAAGAAAGUCGUAGUGGCCACGCUCCUCAACGCCUGUGCACUGGCCGUCGUGAGUUUCGGGCAGUACAAACUUGCGCGAGGCCAGAAAAAGACUCUCCGCGUCAUGCUUCAACGGGAUUUCCCUCGCUCCUUUCGCGUGGCAACGCUGGUCGAGCGGGAUCCGAAGCUCGUUGUACUUUUCCGCUUUUGCUUCUUCCCGCUCAUACUGAAGAAUCUAGUGUUAAGUCUAAAAAUGGUCUAGUUUCGUCCACAUGAUCGGGCUCCGUAGUUGUGAGUGUUCUAGAUGUGACAACGAGGUUGUAUCAAUGAUAUUUUAGAGUCCGCAAGUACGCCAACUACUUGAUUUUGAUAGAUGUUGAUGAUUUCAAUGGAGCAGACAUGCAUAUUAUUUGUUGAUCAUUUCAAUGGACGGAGCAGACAAUUGAUAGAUUAGAGGGUACAAGUUGAUGAUUUCAAUUGAGCAGAUUCGCAUGUUGAUGGAGAGCUGCCGCUAAUAGUAGCCGGGGUUCUGCGUUUCCCACCCUUGGCGUUCGCACUUUCGGUUGCUGCCCAUUCUCUUUAUCUUGGGGCGCUCUUUGCAUGGGUUGGAAGCGCGUCACGAGAUUUGACGCAGGCGCUUGUGGGAGAACAAGGAGCUGCGGCAGCGUCGGGUGCCGCUUCACCACCCCCACCUCCAGGAGAUACUGGUGGAAACAAAUCUACCACGUCCAUUAUGAACAGCAAAAUUAUUUACUGCAUGCUGCAGAAGGAGAUGAAGCAGAACCACCCGACUCGCCAGCGGGAUCACUACAACAACAACAGGUGAAGAAAUAAGAAGUAACUCCUCCGAGUAAGUACUUGGUACUUCUACUGAUCGAUAUUAAUAGAUGAUUUUGAUUACUAGCAGGGCCAGGGGAAUCAUGUGAUGAAUGAAUAGUAACUAGAUGAUUAACUAGAAGAUGAAUACAAAUAGGGAAGUGCCAGUGCCACUGUGGAGUAGGUCUUGUUCUAACGCCAACUGGUCUGGACAGCUUUCUGUGCAGUUCGUUGCGUGGCUCUUUCUUACAGGCAUUCCGACUGUCGUGAUGAUCAUCGUGCUCAGCUGUUUCUACUCCAAAGAAUUUGGGCAGAUGCGGCAGAUGAUACUUGCAGAAUCCGAAAGCUCUGUCGGAGUCAUGUAAGGCUACAAGAAUACGAAACUCAUCUUCCCCGCCAGCGACAUCUUUGUCCUCUCGCUUUUCCAGAGGGAAUAAACGGGAACGAAGCUGAGACCGAAGAUGGAUUUCUCUUACUUCUAAGAGGAAGAAGAGGUGACAAAGUUGUCCUCCGGACGACAAGGACCACAUCAAGAAGCGACUUCCAUUUCUCUAACGGGUGACAUGCCAAGGACGCAACACAAUCACGAAUGAACGCAUUUCAAAUAAGUGGCGGUGCUAGUGUUCAACAGUUUUUUUUGCCAGACGCUCUUGCUCUAUGUCUAUUCAACGGCAAGUACACCACGACGAGGACUGCAUUUUCUUCGUUCGAACAUUAUCUACCAUGCGCGGCAAUCUAUCCGUCCGUGCCCCAGGGACACUUCCAAACAGCGCAGGCACAGGAUAAUAUGCUGCAGUGUAGACAUUGAUUCGUUACGCUUGUUACCGUUGUCACGAUAUUACGCUACUUUAUGUUUGCUGCUAGGCUUUUUCUUGUUUUAUCAUAGAUGCCACAUGUACAUGUUGCAGACGUUUAUGAUUUAUUUAAAUCGCAGCUCUGCUCGCCCCGGACCCCGCAUUUUCGCACGAAGAACAUGCUUUAUUUUUCCCGUAGAUAUCGUCUCAAACUCAAGGAAAAUGGCCCAGCACUGUCGAAUAGCAUAAGGGCUGCGAUAUUGAACAGAACAAGCAGAGAGGAUAGAAACACUAAAAAUUUGUGAGAUCAUGGGCUGGUGAAGCUGGAAAUGAAAAACGAGAAGAAGUAGAAGAAGAAGAAGAAGAAGUUGGACGCGCUUCAAGGUGGAAGUACUAGAAGAGUCAUUGACUUUGACAGGAG